Ooceraea biroi (clonal raider ant) is the source of this 1996-nucleotide messenger RNA. RefSeq names its product Thymidylate synthase (gene Ts). Gene Ontology annotation, cellular component: cytosol; mitochondrion. The record is from RefSeq and is a predicted model, not a curated record. Gene Ontology annotation, molecular function: thymidylate synthase activity. Gene Ontology annotation, biological process: dTMP biosynthetic process. NCBI's taxonomy places the organism in Eukaryota, Metazoa, Arthropoda, Insecta, Hymenoptera, Formicidae.
CGCGAAAACGUGCAAACCGAACUGAGUCUCGAUGAGGUUACGGGUAAACCGUAUCAUGAACAGAAAGAUUAACAACUCCGUGUCCGCGUUGAGAAUUAAUUAAAGAACAUUAGUCAGUGUUGGAACAUAGCGUGAGACCUCCAAUUGCAUAACGAUAUAACGUAAAGGCUGUUAAAAAAAUCAACGUACGCGGUAACAAUCGGGGAAAGAAAUCACGCGAGCUCCUUUAACAGUCAAGAGAAGAACGAAGAAGUGUGUGUGUGUGUCGAAAAAAAGGGAGCAAUAAAUAUUUAGUUGACGGCGUCAUCUUAAAAAAAGGUAUCUCGAGAAGCUGGAAAAGAAAACGAUGUCUCAUAACGGUGUCGAGACAAAAUCACCCCAAGAAACGAUGCAAAAUCAAAACGGAUUACACGAAGAAAAAGUGAAUGCGGAGCACGAGGAGUAUCAAUAUUUGCGCCUUAUUGAGAAAAUUAUUAAAACCGGAGCAAAAAAGGGCAAUCGCACCAACGUCGAUACCUACUCGAUGUUCGGAGCGCAAAUGCGAUUCGGUUUACGAGACGGUGUCUUUCCACUGUUAACAACAAAGAAGGUUUUCUGGCGAGCAGUAGUUGAGGAGCUGUUGUGGUUCAUCAAAGGAUCAACAAAUUCCAAAGAACUGUCAGACAAAGGCGUGCACAUCUGGGACGAAAAUGGCUCGCGAAGCUUCUUGGAUAGUUGUGGCUUCACCGACAGGGAUGAGGGUGACUUGGGACCUGUCUAUGGUUUCCAAUGGAGACACUUUGGUGCUGAGUAUAAAGAUAUGCACGCAGAUUAUAAGAGGCAAGGAAUAGAUCAACUUAAAGAAGUUAUUGACAAACUGAAGCAUUCCCCGGAGGACAGACGUAUCAUAAUGUCCGCCUGGAACCCAAUUGAUAUCCCAAAAAUGGCAUUGCCACCGUGCCACGCCCUAGUCCAGUUUUACGUAAGCGAUGGGGAAUUGUCCGCGCAACUUUACCAAAGAAGCGCAGAUAUGGGUCUAGGAGUGCCGUUCAACAUAGCGUCGUACUCUUUACUGACUUACAUGAUCGCUCACGUUACCGGCUUGAAGCCAGGAGAAUUUGUACAUACAAUGGGAGACUGUCACGUCUACGUCAAUCACGUAAGCGCUCUCGAGGAACAGGUAAAACGCGAGCCACGAGAAUUCCCGAAAUUAAACAUUGUUAGACAGGUUAAAGAUAUCGAUGACUUCAUUGCCGAGGAUUUCGAAUUGACAGAUUAUAAACCGUAUCCCAAAAUCUAUAUGAAAAUGGCUGUCUGAGUGCUCUGUGUCUCUUAACUGAAUUUCUUCGUACAAUUUCAUUUUCGAAAGAAAAAUCGAUGCCUAGAAAAAAAUGUGCAUUUUACUCUCAUAGUUUCAUUAUUCGUGAUUAGUCAUACAUCAAUUUCUCCGUUUAGUACAUUUAAACUAACAAAUUAACAUACUAACUCUAGAUGAAUCAGUAUUCGCAAUCAGUAUUCAUUUACGCAAUUAACUCGCCGAGUGAACACGUUUUUCUGGCAGCUCUCCGGUAAAUACGUUGGUCUGUUUUCCUCAUUUUAAAGGAUUUUAAAAAGUCUGGAAAAAUUCAUGAAGCAUCCGUCUAUCGUUGUAGUUGAUGAUAUCAUUUACUACUUUUUUUUUAGACGAGAGAGUCAGAUACGCCGGUUUGACAGUUACGAGGAUGUUAUGUUGGUCGGGAUGCCACAGACCCACGUGUUCACUCGAAAGAUUAAUAUUCAUGUAUGCAAUCAGUAUUCACAGUCCAAGCGAUACUUUCAAUAACGGUAUUUCUUUCUCGAUUUAAGAGAGAGGCAUAAAAAAAUUAUUUCUAAUAGCUCAAUUUAUUUUUUUUUGGGUUGGUGAUAAAAGUGACGAAUAUAUUUUUUAUGUUGUAAUUUUCUAACUAAUUUUAGAAUCUUAGCUAGACUUUUACUUUCUAAUAAAAAUUAUAUUUUUAAUAAACCUGUACCUUAAUUA